This is a messenger RNA of Psylliodes chrysocephalus, 1916 nucleotides long. The record is from the annotation of a GenBank genome assembly. Lineage: Eukaryota; Metazoa; Arthropoda; Insecta; Coleoptera; Chrysomelidae.
AACAGACCUUAAAAAGUAUCAACAAAUUGUCACUGUCAUAUUUUGUUGAAUUAUUUAUUUCAUCAGUUCCAAUUUAUAUAAAAUAUUAUUUCAAAAAACUAAAAAUGGAUCUAAGAUUGAGAAUGUCUCUAACCCCGGAGGAAAAACUCGCCAGGCAUAAAAGAGCUCUAAGAAGAUUUAGAGUUAUAGUUCAUCUGGUAAUGGCAAAUCGCUACUGGCUUGGGGAACUUGAAGAAACCGUAUUAACUGAUAAUGUUCGGAGGAAUAUCAAGCUCCUAACUAAAAGGAAAAAACCACUGAGUCCCUUGACUUUGGAACAAAAGUCGAUUCUCACCAAACCUAAAGAGCUACGAACUGAAGAAGAUAAACUAUUGCUACGUAGAGCCAUUAGUGGUAUGAAGUGUUUUAGAAAAUAUCCUAAUGAAACGAAAAAUAAACUGGCAGAAUGUACAUAUUUUGUUUAUUUUCCCCCUGGCAGAGAUAUUAUAAGACAGGAUCAAGUAGGACACGCCAUGUAUUAUAUAUUAACAGGCGAAAUAAGAAUAUGGGUAAGAACUUUUGACAAAUUCCUUGAAGAAUGGAUAGUCGCAGAAACAGGAACUCUAAAUGCAGGGGAUUUAUUUGGAGAAUUAUCUCUGUUGCACGAUAUCGUAAGGUUGGCCACAUUUACCACAAAAACUGAUUGUGAGCUGCUAAUGGUUAAAAAGGAAGAUUUCAAUGAGGUUAUUAGGGAAACUAUUAUUAGAACCUGGACGGAGAUACAUAAUGUAUUCGACACUUUUCCAUAUUUCAAACAUUGGGAUAUUCUGGAUAAACGGGUAGCUGUGACUUUAUCGAAAAUAAAACAUUUUGGACCAGAUGAAACUAUACUGGGGGAUAAUACAGGAUACAAAGAGUAUGUCUAUUUCAUAAUAAAAGGAACCUGUUGUAUAGUCGAAAAUUUGACAGUCACAGUUUUUUGUAUAAAGGGCUUUGAAACAUAUAUUCUUAGUCCCUUGCACGAUGAGGAUACAAGAUCUAUCAAAUUAAAACAAAUUCUUAGAAAAUAUAGAGAAUUUUUAGACAGCGAUGAUAAGUUAUCAAUUAUGUCAGAUAAAUCAAGAAAGUCCAGAAUGUCCGAGAGAAUGUCUAUUAAAUCUAGAGAAUCUAUAAAAUUUAAGAAACCUGAAGAAUCUACGAAAUCUGUCAAAUCUAAAGGAUCUGUUAAAUCUAGAGGGUCUGUCCAAUCUAGAGGAUCUGGCCAAUCUAAAGGAUCUGCCAAAUCUAGAUCUUCGAAAUCUGACAAAUCUAGGAAAUCUAGUGUGUCGCGUAAGUCCGUGAAAUCUCAUGUAUCAAUAAAACCAUCUCUUCUGUCGAAUGUAUCUGAAAUAUCAAGAAAAUCGGCGAAAUCAGAAAAACUUAUUAGAAUCAAAGAUUAUAUAAGUGCUACUUCAAGUGUGCCAACGAUAGGCUCAAAACCCCCUGCACAUACUUAUGGAAGACCGGAAUUACGAGAAGAAGUUCACUUUAUCAAAGUCUGCGAUCUGUAUACCGGCGGGUGCUUUAACAUCGGAGAAAAACUAAACAGAAGAAACGUGAUUGCACUAACGCCUGUUACUUGUUUGAUAACACCACGGUAUUUUUUAAUGAGACACAAUAAGGGCAAUAUAUGGAACAUGGUACAACAAUAUUUGACUCAUCAAAUUCCCAACACAGAGAUUGUUUUUAAAAAAUUCGUCGAGCAGAAAAAAUUUAAAAAAUUUAGCAAGUCGUUAAUUAGAAAUAUGCUGGAAACACAUAAGAUUCUGACAGGAAAUACAAUUCACAACAUACCUUACAGCAUUAGGCUUAGAGAGGGGGUCGACACUGACUAUUUUUAAUAGUAUUUGUUUAUACAAUAUUUUUUUAAGUUUAUUUUGUACUUCACAUGUAUAUAU